Messenger RNA from Apiotrichum porosum, 792 nucleotides. RefSeq lists its product as uncharacterized. Gene Ontology annotation, molecular function: oxidoreductase activity, acting on the CH-OH group of donors, NAD or NADP as acceptor. Lineage: Eukaryota; Fungi; Basidiomycota; Tremellomycetes; Trichosporonales; Trichosporonaceae. The transcript has 4 exons. The record is from RefSeq and is a predicted model, not a curated record. Bases 1 to 792 code for a protein of 263 amino acids.
AUGACGCAGAACGAUAACAACAGGGUCGCCAUUGUCACUGGCGCCGCACAGGGGAUCGGCGCGGCCAUCGCCCGCCGCUUGUCCAAGGAUGGAUUCGACGUGGUGAUUGCCGACCUGCCUGGUCGCAUCGCCGACAUCAAGCAGAUGGCCGAAACACUGAGCAAGGGCGCAGCACGAGCUGUAGCCGCAGGGUGCGACGUCAAGUCCAAGGCCGAUGUGGAAGCACUGGUGAAGACGGCCGUCGACUCGUUUGGUCACCUGGACGUCAUGGUCGCCAACGCGGGUAUCGCACCCGUGGGUCCAUUCCUGUCCAUUGACGAAAAGACGAUGCAAGACCUUGUGGACGUCAACAUCAAGGGUGUGCUCUGGUGUUACCAGGCAGCCGCCAACCAGAUGAUCGCGCAGGGCACUGGUGGCCGUCUUAUCGCCGCAUCAUCCAUUGCCGGUGUGGAGGGAUACGAGGCCUUUGGUGCGUACUCGAUGACCAAGUUUGCGGUGCGCGCCCUCAACCAGUCUGCGGCAAAGGAGCUGGGAAAGCACAAGAUCAAUUGCAACGUCUACUGCCCGGGACCUGUGGACACGCCCAUGUGGACCAAGAUUGACGAGGCCAUUUCGGGAGCGUUGGGUGCACCGCAGGGUAGCUUCACGAAGCAGCGUGUCGACAACUCCGUGUUGGGCCGUCUCGUCACCGUCGAGGACGUGGCCAACGGCGUAGCUUUCCUGGCUGGCCCAGACUCGAGCUUUAUCACCGGCGAGUCCCUCAUGAUCUCGGGUGGUGACGCGAUCCACUAG